GCUUAGUUGUGUGACUGUCGUAAAUCAGUGGUGUACGCUAAUCUGGGGUCUGUUGCUGGAUUACCGUACGCCAGUGAUUGCGCGAUAUUACUGGCAUCGCUACUCCGCGCCCAAGUUCACACCACUCAAUUAAUGUUAUGCUAGCGAAUAAAUAUUACCAGUCACAUAUCAUAAGGUGAGCCAAGAUGUGUUGAUACAGUCCAUCCAAGAGCUGAGGAGACAGGGGACUGAAGCAGAGUUGUUUGGGGGGGGGGGGGAAACAUUGCUGAUACUGAAAAAAAUACUGGUGUGAAUGCUUGUAAGUUUCAACAGUUUGAGUGAAUUAUUUAAUAAACUGCUGUAAGAAGUAGGGCACAAAGGAAGAAUGGAGGAAGCAGGAAUUUCAGAAAGCAAUUUUCGCCAGCUGUUGUUGGAUUUUUCAAGAUGGUAUGAUGGACUUGGAUACAUCAAUAUGCUGAAAGUUUUGUACAACAACAGAAAUCAUGUGCCGAUUUAUUAUGAGUUAAGUGAAGCUACUGAGGUGAUGUCCUUGCUAAGAUUGUUAAUUGGUUCUGGGAAUUUGAGUCCAACGAAUCUCACUAUCCUGUAUGACACAAUAGUAGUUACUCGACAAUUUGGCUUCAACACCAGAAUUGUACUUCCACCUUUACAAAGAAUCAGGGAACGUCAAGUGUCUUCAUUCACAAAAUACAGACAAUUCCUGUUGAAGCUAGGAAUGGUACUGACUAAAAGUGAUAGAGUAACGCUUGAUGUACGGUAUAACAUGCCGCUGUUAGAGAAUUAUAAAGAUAACUGGCUUUUGAUUCUGGAUCUAGAGCAAAAGAACAAGCUCUGUGAAGAAAGAAUUGAUGAAUUUAUUGAAGGAUUACCAAGUUACUUGGCUGUGAAAGCCAUACUGGAAGGUAAUGAAGAACCAUCGACAUCAAAACGUUCAAUGCUAAAUGAAGAUAAUGGAGAAGCAUCAACAUCAAAAAAACCAAAGUUAGACAAAGGAUAUUGUGGACCAAGUGCAAUGUCUGCUCAUCAACAGCAACCCCCACCAGCAAAACAAUUGCUCCAGCCUCAACAUUCGCAGCAUCUCAUGCUGCAGAGUCUUCAAAGACCAUUUCAAGGAUAUUGCGGACCAGCAGAUGGUAUGGUGGGAAGUGCAAUGUCUACUCAUCAACAGCAACCCCCACCAGCAAGACAAUUGCUUCUGCCUGAACAGCUGCAGCAAAUUACACUGCAAAGUUUUCAAAGACCAUCCCAAGAAAUGUAUCUGGUUUUAGGAUAUUGCGGACCAGCAGAUGGUAUGGGGGAAAGUGCAAUGUCUAGUCAUCAACAGCAACCCCCACCAGCAAGACAAUUGCUCCUGCCUCAACAGCUACAGCAACUCCAAGCACAGGAUGCUUACAACUAUUUAGCCUGGAAUCAGCCGAUUCCUGAUUCAUCGAGAUCAGCUGUGCAGGGUAAUCGCCCGAUGGAAAGUCUUCAAAGACCAUCCCCAGGUAGGCAUAUUGUUUUGAUAGCAGUGGCUAUUGCUACACCAGUCUUAAACUUAUUCUUUAAUUCUAAUUGGAUGUUACUGUAUGCAUGUAUUGGAUUUAGUGCAGUACCAUCCUAUCAGAAUUAAGAAUUGGUUUAAACCUAUUUUGAUUUGACUUCCCUUGCUUUUUCCAUGUCUGUCCUUAUGUUCGUUGAUCUGUAGUAGUCAGGGGCGGGCCAGUGGUUUGGAUUCAUUUGGUGCAAAAUAAAUUCCACUAACUUAGAAUGUUAGGUAAAUGCAGUGUACAUGAUAAAUGUAGUAUGGGCAGUUAUAUUUGUGAAAUUAGUAAAACACUUUCUUUUUUAUAAAAUACAUGUAAAUAUUUAAUGCUACUAUAAUACUAAUAACAAGAUAGGAAUAUGCUUAUCAAUGUAGUGUAAUUUGCUAAAUAAUUAUGUAAUGUUUUAUCUGGUACUUGGCUCAAAGAAAUUUAAACCUGAUUUCAUGAUUAUACUUUUAUUAAGAAAAUAUAAUGUGUUAAUAAUGAGUAUAUGUGGCACCCGUUCGUCAGGUUCAGACGGUGAGAAUGUGUUUUCCAGUUUGUAGCUACAUUGUAGCUCAUAUUACCUCUAGUUGCUAGGGCAGCUCCUUUCAUGGCCGAACAGUCUGAUUCUUGAUUUAUAAACACGAUUACAUUUGGACGGUAAAAUUCCCCUUGUGGAUCAUUUUGUGACACAUUCUGUUUUCUUCUUUCACAACGUUCUCUGAUCAGAAUGUAUAAUACAUACUCCAAGUAUUGAAAUACACGCCAUCGUGUUGGGAUUCUAUAUUUCGACAUUAAUUAUGUCAUCAUCAGGAAUGAAAAAAUUAUCCAUAUUAGCAAGCUUACAG
Anneissia japonica is the source of this 2356-nucleotide messenger RNA. RefSeq lists its product as uncharacterized. The record is from RefSeq and is a predicted model, not a curated record. The transcript has 9 exons. Lineage: Eukaryota; Metazoa; Echinodermata; Crinoidea; Comatulida; Comatulidae. The coding region runs from base 365 to 1612 and encodes 415 amino acids.